UCCUAAUAGUAUCAAAAUAAUCAGAAUCAAGAUCAUAUGCAUCGAAAGGCUGUGAUUUUCUGACCAGUUUGACCCCUUAACCUCGGAGCUACCUGUUGAUUUUCGUGUGCGACCCACAAAAAAUUGGAAGAGAAGUGAGAGAGCAGAUAGAUAUAUAUAGAGAGAGAAAGCUUGCAUAGAGAGAGAGUGGAACUUGAACAAAUAAAAGGGUCUAUGGCGUGAGGAGUGAGAUGGCUAAAGACGUUUAGAGAGAGAGAGAGAGAGUGUUAAACAACGAUAAACACCAAGAUCACAUGGGAGAAGAGCCACCUCCACCGGUACAAUGUCCCCCCACAUUUCCUUCUCCUUAUUAGGGUUUCUCUGAUCAAUUCACUGCUCAUUUUUUCCCUCUCUCUCUCUCCCUACAUUCUCUCUCUAGUCACCCACAGCUGCUGCUUCGAUUCUAUAACCUUUAUCUGCCUGGAACUGAAGUGUGUCUUGUGGAUCUUCGGUUUGGGGUUGUUUGAUUAAUCUGGGUGUUGUUUUUUUUCGAAAUUGGGAGGUGGGUCUGUGGAGGAGAGAGAUGGAGGAGAGUCGUUUGUGUCAGUGGAGCGUUGUUCGAUCCAUUCUAGCCAUUCUUCAAUGGUGGGGUUUUAAUGUCACUGUUAUCAUCAUGAACAAAUGGAUCUUUCAGAAACUGGACUUUAAGUUUCCUUUAUCAGUAUCAUGCAUUCACUUCAUAUGUUCGGCCAUUGGUGCAUAUCUGGUGAUUAAGGUCCUGAAGCUUAAGCCACUUAUUGUGGUUGAUCCUGAAGAUCGCUGGAGAAGGAUAUUUCCCAUGUCAUUUGUGUUCUGUGUCAACAUUGUCUUGGGGAACGUGAGCUUACGUUACAUUCCAGUUUCUUUUAUGCAAACCAUAAAGUCGUUUACCCCUGCAACAACAGUUUUCUUGCAGUGGCUAGUUUGGAGAAAAUAUUUUGACUGGAAAAUUUGGGCUUCCCUUGUACCCAUUGUUGGAGGAAUUCUUCUCACUUCCAUUACAGAGCUUAGUUUUAACAUGUUCGGAUUUUGUGCUGCCUUAUUUGGUUGUCUGGCGACUUCUACAAAGACUAUCCUUGCAGAGUCUCUGCUGCAUGGCUAUAAGUUUGAUAGCAUAAACACGGUGUACUACAUGGCACCUUUUGCAACUAUGAUCUUGGCCGGCCCUGCACUGCUGCUUGAAGGAUCUGGGGUUUUGCUGUGGUUUCAUUCACAGCAAUCCCUCGUCUCUCCCCUCACUAUUAUUUUCGGCUCUGGGGUGUUGGCUUUCUGCCUCAACUUCUCUAUCUUUUACGUGAUUCACUCCACGACUGCAGUCACAUUUAACGUUGCUGGUAAUCUUAAGGUUGCAGUUGCUGUUACAUGUUCAUGGCUUAUAUUCAGAAAUCCAAUAUCAGCUAUGAAUGCCAUUGGAUGUACUGUGACACUCGUGGGAUGUACAUUCUAUGGGUACGUGAGGCAUCUGCUAUCCCAACAGCCCCCGGGAACUCCUCGUACGCCCCGGACUCCCCGGAACCUGAAGGAAUUGAUUCCUCUUGUAAGCGAGAAGUUAGAUAAUAAGGUUUGAUUAAGUAGUUAUGCAUGAGGUGCUUGGCGGUUGGGAAAUGGUAAUAGGUAACAGUUACACUUGUUGUGUGAACUUGCAUUUUAUGGACUUUAAAAGAAAUAUAAAAAUGUCCAUUCAUUUUCUCUCCACUCAAAAGCUAUCAGGUUCUUAUUGAUCUUCUUCAAUGGGGUUGAUAUGUUUCCAGCCUCACAUCAGCCUUUGAAAGUUUGAAUAGAGGUGGUUGGAAGGAAGAGAAAGUAAAAGGGGAGAAAGGUAGGUCUAUAAAUGAGGAGUAUCUAUGGAGGGGAUGGAUGGAAAGGAUAAGAUAUAAUUAUUACCCAUUUUAUCCUUAUUUUUUUAUAAAGGUUGAAAUAUUAUUUUCCCUUUCCUACUUAUGUAAUGGUAGUAAAACAUUAAUUGUUUUUUUCUUUCUACUGCAUUUAAGGGUUAAUUACUUCC
Messenger RNA from Cornus florida, 2023 nucleotides. Its product is annotated as UDP-galactose transporter 1-like. The record is from RefSeq and is a predicted model, not a curated record. Bases 563 to 1585 code for a protein of 340 amino acids. Gene Ontology annotation, cellular component: Golgi apparatus. The transcript is spliced from 5 exons. Lineage: Eukaryota; Viridiplantae; Streptophyta; Magnoliopsida; Cornales; Cornaceae. Gene Ontology annotation, molecular function: antiporter activity.